Molecule: messenger RNA, 480 nt
Organism: Ilex paraguariensis (yerba mate)
Lineage: Eukaryota; Viridiplantae; Streptophyta; Magnoliopsida; Aquifoliales; Aquifoliaceae
Source: the annotation of a GenBank genome assembly
AUGAAAAUUUGGGAGAAGAGAGAUGGGGGAGAUAGGGUCGGUGAGGAUUGUGCGUUAAAAGCUAUUGGAGGUAUGUGGGAUUUUUGGCCAAUGUUCAGCUUGCAAAUGAAGCUCUCUCGGAAACUUGAGAAGUUCGACGGUAAGGUGUUCGUUGAAAUGGGUUUUCUACAAGAUCAAUGGAAACAAGGGACACGGAAAGGCUGUGAGGAUUGUGCGUUAAAAGCUAUUGGAGGUAUGUGGGAUUUUUGGCCAAUGUUCAGCUUGCAAAUGAAGCUCUCUCGGAAACUUGAGAAGUUCGACGGUAAGGUGUUCGUUGAAAUGGGUUUUCUACAAGAUCAAUGGAAACAAGGGACACGGAAAGGCUGGUUGGCUUAUUACGCGACAUUGAAUCUUCAACUACAUUGGAACAAUUCUUUUCUCAUGUUUUUAACUCCGGAGUCCAGAGCUAAGCAACCUCGAGUGUGCAAGCAAUUUCAAUGA